This is a messenger RNA of Dendrobium catenatum, 1999 nucleotides long. Its product is annotated as probable helicase with zinc finger domain. The coding region runs from base 106 to 1614 and encodes 502 amino acids. The record is from RefSeq and is a predicted model, not a curated record. NCBI's taxonomy places the organism in Eukaryota, Viridiplantae, Streptophyta, Magnoliopsida, Asparagales, Orchidaceae. The transcript is spliced from 3 exons.
UACGAUAGUGUCUAUCCUACCCCAGCGUCUGCGCUGCUCAGAACCUCUGAUUUUAAAGCCCUUAGUUCCCCAUUUGUCCAUCGGCUUCCACAUCUCGGCAUCUCGAUGGCUUCCGGUGGGUCUGCGACGCGAUCGGCUUCGGCGAGAUCAUUUGAUUUUGGCUCUGACGACGUGCUGUGUUCUUACGACGACUACACGCCGCAGAUGGAUGCGGCGGUCAACGGGAAGCGGUCGGAGUCUCCUGCGAAGGACCUUCAUGAGAGUAGAGUGGGGAGGCCUUUGACUAAUCGUUUUGGCCAACCAGAGGAAUAUGCUAGAGAAGAUGUGAUAUCUGCUAUUGAGAAGUGCAUGAAAAUACAUACUGAUAACCUUACCAGGAAUCUAGAAGGAAUCAGUGGAAGACUAACUCAGUUGGAGUUAUAUUGCUUUAAGCUCGAACGAUCAAUCGGUGAAUUUCGUGCUGACAUGGUUCGUGAACAGAGUGAAGCAAAUUUGAAGCUUAAAUCUCUUGAGAAGCAUGUUCAUGAAGUCCAUAGAUCUAUUCAGAUAAUCAGAGACAAACAAGAACUUUCUGAGACCCAGAAGGAGCUGGCCAAACUCCAGCUUUCACAAAAAGAACCAACUAAUUCAAGUCACUCCCCAAAAAGCACUGACGGUAUCACUUCAGCUGCUACUGAAAUUAAAGCGCAUAAUGAUGACAAGGAUCCUUCAAACCUGCAAUUGGCUCUUGCUCUUCCACGCCAAACAACCCCUAUUCCUGAUCAAAACCAGCAAUACAAAGAGCUCCCAAUACAGCAACCUGCACCUGCAUCUCUUACUGCGCCUCCACAAGAUCGUUACAUUCUAAAUCAAGCAAACUCAUAUUAUACCUCCCUCCAACCUCUGCCACUGGAACAGCAGAGCCAGAACCUGCAAUAUGCUCAACAGAGAACCCAAAUGCAAGAUCUUUCGAACCAAACACCGGCGAAUCCGCAAGCGAAUGUGGCACCAAACCUGCUCCCCCAACAGCAUCCUUUUCCUCAGUACCACCCGCAAUGGCCUCAGCCAUUGCAACCUCAAGAACCUUCUUCACAAUCUCAAGCUCCCAGACCCCAAAAUCCAUCCAACUACGCACGUUAUUCUUCCAAUCAACCUGCCAACACAGUUCAAGCUGAAGCAUACCAAGGCAGCAGCAUUGCACCCCCAUCCCCAUACAUCGCAAUUCCUCAUCUUCCUUCUCAUCUCAACAUGCAGAGACAGCCCCUUCCUCAGGCUAGCCAAGUUUCAUUUGGACCACCACAGCUAGUUAAGACUGGCUAUAUUGGAACAAACACCUACCCUUCACAACAAUCAAACAUGCCUGGCUAUAAUGCUUUUUAUGUCAUUGAUGGAAGCAGAGCUCCUCAUCCUCGCCAUCUACCAAAUAACAAUGUAGCUGCUCCGCAAAUGCUGAAUAAUCACCACCCCUAUGGAGAAAUGAUUGAGAAAGCUAUUAACAUGGGUUACCCGAGGGAUCAGGUGGUUGGUGUGGUUCAGGGCAUGGGAGAAAGUGGUCAGCCCCUUGAUCUCAACACCUUGCUUGAUAGGCUGAAUGCAAUUGCUAGCGGAGGGAUGCGGCGACCUUGGUCGGGCUAGAGUCGCGAUCCUUCUUAAGAUUCGUUUGGGAUGCUUUUUUUACUGCUUUCUAAAGCACUUCCUAAUACAAAAAUUUUUUAGUUCAAGAAAUUUUCGUACUAAAAAGUUGCUUUAGAUAGCAAUAAAAUAGUUGUGCCGAACGAAGCUUAAGAGUUGACUUGUACCCUCUACAACAAUUACAUAUUUCUAAUCGUCUUCUUUGAUGAUCUAUGUGCCAGGUAUUCUGUAAAUACCAAUAAUGGUUGUGAAAAAUUCUCUAGUCCUGUGAAUCUUUGUAUCUGUAUGAUGUAUGUUUGAAAAUUCCGCCACAAGUUUUACAGUGAGCGGUAAGCUUCAGUAGUUUUUCGGGAAGAUGCUGUUAAAUAAGUUUUCCUGUUGUUUUUUC